Molecule: messenger RNA, 1401 nt
Organism: Solanum tuberosum (potato)
Lineage: Eukaryota; Viridiplantae; Streptophyta; Magnoliopsida; Solanales; Solanaceae
Exons: 4
Coding region: 1-1401 (466 amino acids)
Biological process (GO): DNA integration
Molecular function (GO): nucleic acid binding
Source: RefSeq, a predicted model, not a curated record
AUGAAAUUCGUGUUUGAUGAGAAGUGUUGGCAGGCAUUUGAGGUUCUAAAGAAAAAGUUGAUAGAAGCUCCUAUUCUGAUUGCUCCAAAUUGGGAGCUGCCAUUUGAGCUUAUGUGUGAUACCAGUGACAUAGAGGUUGGGGCAGUGCUUGGGCAGCGGAAAGAUAAGAUGUUUCAUUCCAUCUACUAUGCAAGCAACACACUUGAUGCAACCCAAUCAAAUUAUACGGUUACUAAGAAGAAGAUGCUGGCAUUAGUGUUCGCAUUUGAUAAGUUCAGAUCAUACUUGCAACCUGAUCAGAUGAUGCGAAGGUGUAUAGCUGAACAGGAGGCGACACAAGUGUUGGAGAGUUGUGACUCUUCACCAUAUGGUGGACACCACGGGGGCGAACGAACUGCACAAAAGGUAUUACAAUCUGGCUUCUUUUGGCCUACUCUUUUUAAAGAUGUUGUUAUGUUUGUGAAUGGUUGUGAUCAGUGUGAGAGGAUGGGCACCAUUUCGAGAAGGCAUGAGAUGCCCUUGAGCAAUAUAUUGGAGGUGGAAAUUUUUGACGUCUGGGGGAUAGACUUCAUGGGACCAUUCCCAUCAUCCCAUGGAAAUCAAUAUAUCUUAGUCGCAGUGGACUACAUGUCAAAGUGGGUGGAGGUUGUUGCAUUACCAUCCAAUGAUGCAAAAGUAGUUGUGAAGUUCAUCCGAAAACACAUCUUUACAAGGUUCAGAACUCCAAUGGCUUUGAUCAGUGAUGGAGGAACGCACCUUAUUAACAAUUCAGUGCAUAAUUUGUUAGCCAAAUAUGGGACUGCAUACAAGACACCGAUAGGGACUUCUCCUUAUCGAAUAGUGUUUGGAAAAGCAUGCCACUUACCAGCUGAAUUGGAGCAUAAGGCGUAUUGGGCGAUCAAAAAGUUGAAUCUGGACGCUGAGUUAGCCGGAACGAAGAGAAUAACACAGCUGCAUAAAUUGGAGGAGUUUAGGCUUCACACCUAUGAGAACGCCAAGCUGUACAAAGAAAAGACCAAGAUAUGGCAUGACAAACAUAUUGUGUCACGCACCUUUGAGCCUGGUCAACUAAUGUUGUUGUUUAACUCGAGGUUGAAGUUGUUCCACGGAAAACUUCGAUUCAAGUGGAGUGGUCCUUUUGAAGUUAUCACGCCUCCUCAUAGAGAUAACGCUAGGAAUGUGAAUGCCAGGAAUGCAAACGCAGCUCCUCAAGUCCCAGAUCAGGAAAUUUUGAAUGCAGAAUUUAGGAACGACGUUAAGAUGUUGGCUGAGAGUGUGGCCAACCAGAAUAACCAGCGGGUUCCAGUUCAGGAAAAUGUUAAUAUUGGGUCCGCUGCAGCUAGCGUUCGGGAUAUUUUUAGGAUUAAUCCGUCAGAGUUCUUAGGGUCGCAACUUGGAUAA